This is a messenger RNA of Entamoeba invadens IP1, 345 nucleotides long. RefSeq lists its product as hypothetical. Bases 1 to 345 code for a protein of 114 amino acids. The transcript has a single exon. NCBI's taxonomy places the organism in Eukaryota, Evosea, Mastigamoebida, Endamoebidae. The record is from RefSeq and is a predicted model, not a curated record.
AUGUCAAAUCCACAAAACGAGAGUAUCAAUGAAGACUACAGCCCAAGUAACCCAAUUCUAACUCAACGCGAUGUUGGAGAAGAGUACAAUGUUGUCAAUGAAAAGACAUCAACUCCUGAUGUUCAAGAACUUCCAAGUAAUGGAUUAGUCGAGGAGCAGAAAGAUGAGGAAGAAUCUAAAAAAGAUGACGACGAUGAAGAGCCUGAAGUGAAAAGUCGGGGUGAAGAGCAGGCCGACAAAGCGAUGAGCCGUGUGAUAUUUUGCAUCUCUCCAACUGCAUUUUUGGUUGUUCUUUUUGGCAUCACCGCACUCGUGUUGACAACUUAUUUCAUCCAAAAACAUUAA